This is a messenger RNA of Anopheles gambiae (African malaria mosquito), 874 nucleotides long. RefSeq names its product glutathione S-transferase D1. Gene Ontology annotation, biological process: glutathione metabolic process. The coding region runs from base 218 to 868 and encodes 216 amino acids. Lineage: Eukaryota; Metazoa; Arthropoda; Insecta; Diptera; Culicidae. Gene Ontology annotation, molecular function: glutathione transferase activity. The record is from RefSeq and is a predicted model, not a curated record. The transcript has a single exon.
UCAGCAUAAAAGUUACAGAAAUGCUACAUGCACUGUAACACGUCGAGCCGCUAUCUGUACAGCUCGCCGAAAUUACAUGCCAUACAAUUGCUAAUAACGGUAGCCUCUAAUAACAAGCCCAGCAAUAAUCCAUCAUCCGCCCGCUAGUUGGCCACCAUUGCCCUAUAAAUAAGGCGUGCGAGGUUUCUGUGGGUUCGGUUUUAUCUUCCUACGACGCAUGGAUCUGUAUUACAACAUCCUGUCACCGCCAUCGCGUGCCAUACUGUUGCUCGGUGAGGCACUGCAGCUAAAGUUCAACCUGAUCAGUCUGGACGUGCACCGGAAGGAUUAUGUGAACCCAGCGUUCAAGAAGAUCAACCCACAGCACACGGUACCGACGCUGGUCGUCGACGGUGUGGCCAUCUGCGAGCCAGGCGCCAUUCUGAUCUACCUGGCAGAGCAGUACGCACCGGCCGGAACCACCUACUAUCCGCCCGAUCCGCUGCGUCGGGCCAUCGUCAACCAGCGAUUGCUGUUCGAGUGCGGCACACUGUACAAGUGUAUCUUUGUGUACUACAGCCCGGUCGUGCUGGAACGGGCCACACCGGUAGAGACCGAUCGCCAAAAGCUGAUCGAAGCGGUUGCCGUACUGGAUGGCAUUCUGCAGCACAGUGCCUUCGUGGCCGGGGAUUGUCUUACUGUGGCGGACUAUUCGCUCGUGUGCACCGUUUCCAUGCUGGUGGUGCUGAAGUUUGAGCUCGCGCCAUAUGUCGCUGUUCGGCGGUGGUACGAGCGGUGCAAGGAAGUGAUUGCGGGUUACACCGACCUGACACAGCGUGCCGUUACAAUGUUCCAAAAAUGGAUGGAGCAGGAAAACAGCAAAGGCUAACACAUU